Messenger RNA from Mucor mucedo, 903 nucleotides. Its product is annotated as mitochondrial carrier domain-containing protein. The transcript has 4 exons. Gene Ontology annotation, biological process: transmembrane transport. NCBI's taxonomy places the organism in Eukaryota, Fungi, Mucoromycota, Mucoromycetes, Mucorales, Mucoraceae. Bases 1 to 903 code for a protein of 300 amino acids. The record is from RefSeq and is a predicted model, not a curated record. Gene Ontology annotation, cellular component: mitochondrial inner membrane.
AUGGUCAAAGACGAAAAGAAAAAAGCUCAAACAAUGGAUUUUGUCAUCAAGUCAGGUCUAGCAGGUGGCAUUGCUGGUUGCAUGGUAAUUGAAAGGAGAUUACAAUGUCAUUCUGUUACAUUACUCCGUAUUUUUCCUUAUGCAGCUAUCAAAUUCGUAGCCUAUGAGCAGUAUCGUGCCUUGUUGAUGCCUACAAGAGCGCAAGAAACAUCCACAAGACAAUUCAUAGCUGGAUCUUUAGCUGGUGUGACGUCUGUCCUCUUUACAUACCCUUUAGAUCUCAUUCGGGUCAGAUUAGCCUAUGACGUAAAAGAGGCUGGGAAAGAACGACCUACACUGUCAGGCAUGGUGAGACAAAUAUAUAACGAACCAGCUGCAUUAGAUAGAAAGCACGGUCGCUUCCAUAUUUUGAACUUCUACCGAGGAUUCUUCCCAACAGUAGCAGGCAUGAUCCCUUAUGCGGGUGUAUCAUUUUGGACCUAUCAUGUUGUGACUCAACUCUGUCGAUUUGAUCCCAUUGUAUCUCCCGUUACACGAGCUCCUCUCGAUUUCAACUAUGAUCCGACCGACGAUGAUGUUGAAGUCACAGCAAAACAACAGAAAGCGUUGGACAAACCACCGCUCAAGACAUGGGCUGAAUUAUUAUGUGGUGGUACUGCGGGGUUAGUGGCACAGACGAGUAGUUACCCGUUAGAAGUCAUCCGGAGACGUAUGCAAGUAGGAGGCUUACUCAAUCCCAACAAAUUUGUGAGUUUCAUGGAUACAGCAAACGAUAUUUAUAAAGUGAAGGGCUUUAAGGGUUUCUAUGUUGGCCUAAGCAUUGGCUAUGUUAAAGUCGUUCCCAUGGUAGCCGUUAGUUUUGCUGUAUAUGAACGUAUGAAGCGAUUAUUAGAAAUAGAUUAA